Myxocyprinus asiaticus (Chinese sucker) is the source of this 3993-nucleotide messenger RNA. Its product is annotated as neuronal acetylcholine receptor subunit alpha-7-like. The record is from RefSeq and is a predicted model, not a curated record. Gene Ontology annotation, biological process: signal transduction; chemical synaptic transmission; monoatomic ion transmembrane transport. NCBI's taxonomy places the organism in Eukaryota, Metazoa, Chordata, Actinopteri, Cypriniformes, Catostomidae. Bases 135 to 1706 code for a protein of 523 amino acids. Gene Ontology annotation, cellular component: synapse; postsynaptic membrane; neuron projection. Gene Ontology annotation, molecular function: transmembrane signaling receptor activity; acetylcholine-gated monoatomic cation-selective channel activity. The transcript has 10 exons.
GAGAGCGGGUUUUUAACGCGUCUCUGUCUCCAUGCGCUGCCAGAAGUGUGUACGUAAUUACGUGUCAUAUUCCUGCGGUCCGUUCAGCGGCGCAGUUUCCGUUCAUUCGACUCUUCAGCACCGGUGUGACAGUCAUGAGCUCCCGGGACUGGACUCUGCGUCUGAUCACUACUGCCCUCUUCAUACACGUCUCUCUACAGGGGGAGCACCAGCGACGGUUGUACAAAGACUUAAUGAGAAACUACAAUCCUCUCGAACGCCCUGUUUAUAAUGAUUCACACUCGCUCACCGUUCACUUCAGCUUCAGUUUGAUGCAGAUCAUGGACGUGGAUGAGAAGAACCAAGUUCUGACAACAAACAUCUGGCUUCAACUGUAUUGGAGCGACUACUAUCUGCGGUGGAACACCAGCGAUUAUCCCGGCGUGACCACCGUCAGAUUCCCAGAUUCUCUCAUCUGGAAGCCAGACAUACUGCUGUAUAACAGUGCCGACGAAAGAUUUGAUGCCACUUUUCACACCAACGUGCUUGUCAACUCAUCUGGGCACUGCCAGUACCUUCCACCAGGUAUCUUUAAGAGCACAUGCUACAUUGACGUGCGCUGGUUCCCGUUUGACGUUCAGAGGUGUGAUCUGAAGUUCGGCUCGUGGACGUACGGCGGAUGGUCUCUCGAUCUGCAAAUGAUGGAGGCGGAUAUUACCGGAUACAUCGCUAAUGGUGAAUGGGACUUGGUCGAGGUUCCAGGCAGAAGGAAUGAGAAGUUUUAUGACUGCUGUAAGGAGCCGUACCCUGACGUGACUUUUACCGUGGUGAUGAGGAGGAGAACACUGUAUUACGGGUUAAAUCUUCUCAUCCCGUGUGUUCUCAUCUCAACUCUCGCCCUGCUGGUGUUCCUGCUGCCCGCAGAUUCUGGGGAGAAGAUCUCACUGGGAAUCACUGUAUUGCUGUCACUCACCGUCUUCAUGCUGCUGGUGGCGGAGAUAAUGCCCGCCACGUCUGAUUCAGUGCCUCUGAUUGCACAGUAUUUUGCGACCACCAUGGUGAUUGUGGGUUUGUCAGUUAUCGCUACAGUUCUAGUGUUGCAGUAUCAUUAUCACGACCCUGACGGAGGAAAGAUGCCGAGAUGGACCCGUGUUCUCCUCCUCAACUGGUGCGCCUGGUUCCUCCGUAUGCGACGGCCUGGCGAGGAACGGAUCCGACUCGCGUGCAAUAACAAACAUCCUCGCCGUGGCAGCGUAUCCAGCGUAGAGCUCUCUGUCAGCCAGGGGGCGCUGCAGCCCACCAACGGCAACAUGCUGUACAUCGGGUUCAGAGGUAUGGAGGGCGUCCACUACACGUCCCCGCACGAUUCGGGUGUGCUCUGUGGGCGACUGAUGGGCUGCAGUCAGGAGGACGUGUUGUUGCCAGGGGCAACGGUGCCAACACUAGGGGGUGGGGCUGGGACUGGGGGCAGGGUUAGUGGAAGCAUUGUGGGCGGAGCUAUGGAACUGGAACUGGCGAAAAUUUUAGAGGAAGUGAAGUACAUUGCAACAAGGUUUCGCAACCAGGACGAAGACGAAAGAUUGUGCAACGAAUGGAAGUUCGCAGCCGCGGUAAUUGAUCGUUUGUGCCUCAUGGCGUUUUCAAUUUUCACAAUCCUUUGCACCAUUGGGAUACUAAUGUCCGCGCCGAACUUUGUGGAAGCAAUCUCUAAAGAUUUCUUCAACUAAAGCAAAAUAACUUAUGGGUAACUUUUUUCUUUUUGUAAAUUGCACAACAACAACAAGCGAGCAGCUGUCAUCUUGCGCCUACAAUGGGAGUGCUCUAUGGCAUACUAAGAAGGGCCGGGUGAUAUACUGUAACGAAUAUUCGCAAUAUAUUCACAAUGAUUUUGAAGGCGAUAUAAAAUUAACCAACAUUGCGAAAAUCAACCCUAAUGCACUAUUUAUUUUGCCAUAAAAUUUCCUAAAGAUUGUGUCACUAGACUAGUUUCACUUUCACGAGUAUCAGCGCGUUAAGAUUGAAAUGUUUAAUAGCGCUGCUGAUUUAAACUUCAGUAGCAAAAAUGUGCGUUUAAUUUUUUUACAUUUUGUUCUGAAGUGUUCAUGGAAGUUCCUGCAGAAUUUUCAUAUUAAAAUAUUUUAAUAAGAUAUAUGCUAUCGUUGUGUAUGCAUCUAUUGCAUCUUAUAGUUUUCUUAUUAUUCUGCUUCUGCUCUUGUAGUCUAUGGUAGCCCACAGAACUGAAUGUAGGAAAAUGGUGAAAUUUGGCACACUGAUAGGGAUGGGCAUGACUAGCCCCCCCAAAAAAUUUGGGGUCUCUAACACAAACCAUCUAGCGCCACCAACAGUUUAAAUUUCACUUACGUUUUGGCUUAUAACUUUUGAACCGUAAGUAUUAGAAAUUUUUUUUUUUAUUUUGGUUUCUUGGGUCAUGGCGAGUCUCAAUAGAUCUAAUCAUUUUUAGACUCCAUCCACUAUGUUUUCCGCCAUUUAUAAUUUUUCGAGAAACCUACUUUUUCAAACUCUUAUACUGUAUGUCUGAUUCACUUGAAAUUUGCCGUAUAUCAUCUAGGCACACUCCUGACAAAAAUUCAUGAAAAGCUUUUUGAUAGACCAAACUGUUCUCGUGUAAUGCAUAAACAAAUGAAAUGGCAAGAUACCAAUAAGGAUCAGAGGCUGUAUCGCAUGGAUGUUUUGCCAUACUGACAUGAAACUUCAAAUGUGGUAUUGUGACCAACACCCCCCCAAAACACAAAAAAAACACAAAAAAAAGCCCAAAAGUGCCACCUAUUGGUCAAAACUUCAUUUGUAUUAGACUGAAAGUCAUUAAACUAAUAUCUUUGCUUAAAAUCAUCACAGGAAUUCUAAAUUCAAUCAAAAUGUUUGCCAUUGGUGUGCUUGACCCCAUAAUUUGCAGCAAGUUUGCAAUUUAUUUAAUGUAUUGUUAUUUUUUAUUCUUUCAUGAAUCAUUUUGAAUCUACUUGGCUACCAAGACUGUCCAGUUGAAAUGAUGGUUCCUCUGACACCCUUUUUUUUUAAGCCAUUUCAGAGCAAAUACUUAAAUAUCAAGAUAAAUGAAAUAUUAUCAAAAGGCUGAAAAAUAUUGAGAUAUACAUUUUUAGCUAUAUCACCCAGCCCUAAUCCUGUAUGUAAAUAUUUAUUGCAGUUGUGUUUACAAUAAAUACAUGUUUCAUAUUUUUUAAACUUUAAAUUGAUUAGCUUGAGCUUGAGUUAUUAAACUCAUGAAUAUUGAGUUGAUGGUUUAAUAACAGCAAUACAGAUAUUAAUUGUCAUAUUUAUUCUAUGUUGGUUCUUUGUGUAACUUUCAGUGUUUUGUGUUUUUAAUAUACAGUGAAGGGCAAAAAAACACUAGUGAAAAUGUUUCUAUUUUGCAAUAUUCUAAUUUAAUAAAAUUGAUUUACCAUGUUAUCCAGCUUGAUUUGAGAAUGUUCCUAAAAACGUCUUGUGUGCUUCAGUGAAAGCAAAGAAAUCUGAACGUUUGUGCAAGUUAACAUGGUUAAUGUCACAGAUUUGCUUACAUUUGGUUAGUCAAAUUGUGGAGAAUAUCACAUAUUUGUUUUUCAUGUUAUGUCAUAGCUUUCCUUUGAUUUAAUUUUUCAAAUUCCCAAAAACGUAACUUUAUUAACAGGGUUAAAUGGUUAAAUAAUAACAGAUUUUUAGUGUGGUCUCAGACUUUUGUUUCCAACAUCCAGCUUUUUUUCGAACUCAGCAUCAUAUUUGAUUAUGCUGACGCUUGCGGUUUAGAUUUGGAACGAGUAAACAUGAGAUUUGCACGCUGAACACUGUAAUUUUGCUCUUUGGUACUAAGUAGCACAUUGUCAUUCCAAUUGUCAUUCCAUCUUCUGGAAAAGCAGUUUUCCAGUUUGCAACUCUGUAUUUUCAGAUUUAUCCCAGUACACACUUUCUUUAUGGUUUUCUAUGCGGAAACGCUCUGGUUUUGUGGACCCUGGACUCAAAUGUAUUUUUCUAUUAAAAUAUUCUGUUUUAUGUGACUAA